Fragaria vesca subsp. vesca is the source of this 3528-nucleotide messenger RNA. Its product is annotated as type I inositol 1,4,5-trisphosphate 5-phosphatase 12-like. The record is from RefSeq and is a predicted model, not a curated record. Gene Ontology annotation, biological process: phosphatidylinositol dephosphorylation. The coding region runs from base 1 to 3528 and encodes 1175 amino acids. The transcript is spliced from 10 exons. Gene Ontology annotation, molecular function: protein binding; phosphatase activity. NCBI's taxonomy places the organism in Eukaryota, Viridiplantae, Streptophyta, Magnoliopsida, Rosales, Rosaceae.
AUGGACGAGAGGAGUGAUGAUGAGGACAGGGAUGCAUUGGCAGGGUUAAGCUCUGCUCCUGCUCCUCCCCGGAAAUCGCACUCAUUAAGCCAGCAACUGCGUGGAACCGCAGCUCAGAAACGGCACCAACUACGCAAGCAUAGCAUGGACGAUGUGCAGAUACCAAAGAACGUUGUUAAUGCUGACCCCUACUACGAUUCUUCGGACGAUGAUUUCUUUCCUUACUCCUCCAACACCACCACUGCAUCCUCCAUCGUUCCUACAAGUGCCGAGGAGUACGUCUCCUCAUCGCAGAGAUUAGACCAAGGCCUAUGCAUGGAGGGUGGUAUUGAUCAUUCUAGCCCUGGCAGCGCCAAGGAAAGCCAGCCAUUAUCUGAAUUCAUAGGGAGCGGCGGCGGAGCAGGAAUCUUUAAGUUUCCAACGAGAGCUGCAGUGCAUCCAGGUAGGCCUCCAUGUUUGGAGUUGAGACCUCACCCUUUGAGGGAGACUCAGGUAGGGAGGUUCCUUAGAACCAUUGCGUGCACCGAGACACAACUCUGGGCUGGUCAGGAGGGUGGAGUCAGGGUCUGGAAUCUUAAGGAUGUAUUUGAACCAGGGUGCGGUCUUGGUGGCAGGGUCUUGAGGGGUGAUGAGGAUGCAGCGCCUUACUAUGAAUCUGCAAACACCUCUCCUGCCAUGUCUUUGAUGGUUGAUGUUGGGAAUAAGUUGAUAUGGUCCGGGCAUAAGGAUGGAAAGAUUAGGUCGUGGAAGAUGGAUCAGCCUUUGGAUGCUGCUACUCCUUUCAAGGAAGGGCUCUCAUGGCAGGCGCACCGCGGUCCUGUUCUUGCCAUGGUCAUGACUUCUUAUGGUGAUAUGUGGUCAGGUUCCGAGGGUGGUGUUAUUAAGAUCUGGCCAUGGGAAUCGAUUGAAAAAUCUCUUUCUCUAAAGCCAGAGGAAAGGCAUAUGGCAGCUUUACUGGUGGAGAGGUCAUGCAUUGACCUUAGGAGCCAGGUUACUGUAAAUGGUGUCUGCAGUAUAUCUUCUCAGGAUGUGAAGGGUUUGUUAUCUGAUAAUUUUAGAGCAAGAGUUUGGUGCACUGGGUCUAUGUCCUUCUCAUUGUGGGAUGCCCGUUCACGAGAGCUUGUGAAAGUGUUUAAUAUAGAAGGUCAGAUUGAGAAUAGAGUUGACAUGUCAUCUGUGCAGCAAGAUCAAGCAUCAGUGGAAGAUGAGAUGAAGGUGAAAUUUGUUUCAAAUUCAAAGAAGGACAAACCGCAUGGCUUUUUGCAGCGGUCACGCAAUGCUAUAAUGGGGGCUGCAGAUGCUGUUCGCCGAGUUGCAACCAGAGGGGCAGGGGCAUUUGUAGAAGAAACCAAGAAGACAGAAGCACUAGUGCUAACUGCAGAUGGCAUGAUAUGGAGCGGAUGUACAAAUGGUUUAUUGAUACAGUGGGAUGGGAAUGGAAACCGUGUUCGAGAUUUUACUCACUUUCCUUCUGCUGUCCAGUGCUUUUGCACUUUUGGGGCACGCAUAUAUGUAGGAUAUGUGAGUGGUCACAUUCAGGUCUUGGAUCUUGAGGGAAAUGUGAUUGCAGGAUGGGUAGCACACAGUAGUCCGGUCAUAAAAUUGGCAGCUUGCCAUGGAACUGGUUGUGUUUAUAGCUUGGCUACUCAUGGUGGUAUACGUGGGUGGAACAUCAAAUCUCCAGGACCUAGUGAUGACAUACUACGCUCCGAAUUGGCUGCUAAGGAAAGUUCAUACACUACAAGAGACAAUGUAAGAAUUUUAGUUGGUACAUGGAAUGUUGGUCAAGGAAGAGCAUCUCAUGAGUCACUCAUGUCAUGGUUGGGUUCUGCUGUGCCGGAUGUUGGUAUUGUAGUUGUUGGCUUGCAAGAAGUAGAAAUGGGUGCAGGUUUUCUGGCAAUGUCUGCAGCAAAAGAAACUGUAGGGCUUGAAGGGAGUUCUGUUGGGCACUGGUGGCUGGAUAAUAUAGGAAAGGCUUUAGAAGAGGGAAAAACUUUUGAACGUAUGGGUUCUAGGCAACUAGCAGGCUUGCUCAUAUCUCUUUGGGUAAGAAAGAACCUUAGAACCCACGUCGGAGAUAUAGAUGCUGGAGCAGUUCCAUGCGGCUUUGGUCGUGCCAUUGGUAACAAGGGAGGUGUAGGUUUGAGAAUCAGAGUCUAUGAUCGGAUAAUGUGCUUUGUGAACUGUCACUUGGCUGCACAUUUAGAAGCUGUCAAUCGCCGCAAUGCUGAUUUUGAUCACAUUUAUCGAAAUAUGGUCUUCAAUCGGUCAUCUCUACUUAACACAGCAGCUGGUAUGAUACCAUACCUGUUUUUGUCUUGCUCUCUUGCCUUCUCUACAUAUUUAUUUUGGCUGCUUUAUUCUUCUGGCUUGCCAUGGGUCCUCUGUCUUGCAGCUGGUGUGUCUACUACUGUCAACACAGUUCGGACUCCAAAUGCUGCAGGCAACAACUCUGAAGAACCAGCAAGACCUGAAUUAGCCGGAGCUGAUGUGGUUGUUUUUCUGGGUGAUUUCAAUUACCGACUUUUUGGUAUAUCUUAUGAUGAAGCAAGGGACUUCGUUUCCCAAAGAUGCUUUGAUUGGCUCAGAGAAAAAGAUCAGCUCAGAGCAGAGAUGAAAGCUGGGAAAGUUUUCCAAGGGAUGCGUGAGGCACUCAUCAGAUUCCCUCCAACAUACAAGUUUGAAAGGCACCAAGCAGGUUUAGCAGGAUAUGACUCUGGUGAGAAGAAACGAAUUCCUGCAUGGUGUGACAGAAUAAUAUAUCGUGAUAAUCGAUCAGUUCCAGUGUCUGAGUGCAGUUUAGAGUGCCCUGUGGUCUCAGCAAUUUUACAGUAUGAUGCAUGCAUGGAUGUGACUGACAGUGAUCACAAACCUGUCCGGUGUAAAUUAGCUCUACAAAUUGCCCAUGUUGAUAGAUCGAUAAGGAGAAUGGAGUUUGGGGAAAUUAUUAGGAACAAUGAGAAAAUUAAGUCUAUCCUUGAAGAAAUGAAUCAUGUUCCUGAAACUCAUGUGAACACAAACAACAUAAUCCUUCAAAGUCAGGAUACAUUCGUGUUGCGUAUCACCAAUAAAUUUAUGAAGGAUAUGGCCAUCUUUAAAAUCAUUUGUGAAGGUCAGUCGACUGUCAAGGAGGAUGGAGAAGAGGCUGAUUAUCGCCCAAGAGGUGCCAACGGACUUCCCAGAUGGCUGGAGGUCACACCAGCAGCUGGCAUAAUUAAACCUGAACAAUCUGCGGAAGUGUCCGUUCAUCAUGAAGAGUUCCAUACUUCAGAAGAAUUUGUUGAUGGCAUCCCUCAAAAUUGGUGGUGUGAAGACACUCGUGAUAAGGAAGUGAUUUUGCUGGUGAAAGUCCAGGGUAGCUGUUCAGCGCAAACAUACACUCACCGAAUCCGUGUGAGGCAUUGCUUCUCAGCCAAGACAGUACCACGCAUUGACAUUAAAUCCAACAGCUCCAGAAGAGGCCAGCCAAGUCCAAAACAGAAGCAACCUGCUAACAGUUCAAGUGAAACUAACUCAAAGAAACAUUGA